CUUAUUACCCCCUACGAAACACAAUCUCGCCCGGCAGAAGAAACAGAUCCAUUUUUCUCCGUCGACGAACAAGCAUUCCGCACUUGGUCGAGCUCACCGUCGGACGCCGUCCACCGUUGUCAGCCCUUGUGGUUGUUCUCUGGCAGGUAUUGAAGAAGUUGACAGCCUUGAAUAAGCCUUUGAAGUGGAUUGGGUAAGAUGAACCAUAACCCACAAUCAAGUGAAGGCAGGCAUGAUGAUGAUGCUGCACUAUCAGAAUUUCUGGCUUCUUUAAUGGAUUACACUCCUACGAUACCAGAUGAAUUGGUGGAACAUUACUUAGCGAAGAGUGGCUUUCAAUGUCCUGAUGUUCGAUUAACUAGACUAGUAGCUGUUGCAACCCAGAAGUUUGUGGCGGAAGUUGCCAAUGACGCCCUUCAGCAUUGCAAAGCAAGGCAGGCAACAAUUCCAAAGGACAAAAAGGAUAAGCAGCAGAAGGAUAAGCGCCUAACAUUGACAAUGGAGGACCUAUCAAAGGCGCUGCGUGAGUACGGUGUAAAUGUAAGGCACCAAGAAUAUUUUGCUGAUAGCCCUUCAGCUGGAAUGGAUCCUGCUACACGAGAUGAAUGAGCCAUUAAUUGUCUUAACAAAUCAUCAAGGCUUCUCGGCUGCUUAUAGCUUAGUAAAUACCGUCAUUUGGUAAGGUGGAUUUGAGUCUAAAGUCCACGAAUUUAGUUGAAUAGUUUCGAGUUCUGAACGUUCGAUUUAUAAACCAUCGUGUACAUUCUGCUUUUAACUAGAAGUAGAAGAUAGAAGAUAGAAAUAUAUUUGAAAUACGUUGUUAUUAAUUAGGAUUUUUUAAACGUCAUUUUGUUGACUUGAGAA
This is a messenger RNA of Prosopis cineraria, 864 nucleotides long. RefSeq names its product transcription initiation factor TFIID subunit 10. NCBI's taxonomy places the organism in Eukaryota, Viridiplantae, Streptophyta, Magnoliopsida, Fabales, Fabaceae. Gene Ontology annotation, cellular component: SAGA complex; transcription factor TFIID complex; nucleus. The coding region runs from base 199 to 609 and encodes 136 amino acids. The record is from RefSeq and is a predicted model, not a curated record. The transcript has 7 exons. Gene Ontology annotation, biological process: transcription initiation at RNA polymerase II promoter. Gene Ontology annotation, molecular function: promoter-specific chromatin binding; RNA polymerase II general transcription initiation factor activity.